AUAUUAAAAAUAUUGCGGCAGAGUAUGAUAGGUAUACUAUGCACGUACGGAUGUGUAUGCAUUUUAUGGUACACAGUACUUGAUGAAGGUUCAUGAAAUAAUAGUUUGCCCUCAUUAGACUUCCGACUGUCUCUCGCGUAGCACGAAGAGAUUUCCGCCAUCCCCCGCUUCUUACCUCGCCAGUGGUUUCGCUACACCCGAUACGACUCUUUUACUGAGUGUUGUCCGCGUCGCACGGAAAAGCUGUCUUUCAUGUCGCACGCCAAGACUUUUGUUAUCGCCCGGUUUUUCCCACGCGAUUGGCUAUUUUUCGCCCGGCAAGUCGGACCACGACGGACCUUGUGUUCAUAGACAAGUUUAUGCUUGGGUUCUCGACGCUGAUCGCGAACGAUUCAUUUUAACGCCUCGUCCUUUGUCGUCGUCACGCAUUUCAACAAACUAAUACUUGCAUUAAGAAAGUCUACAAUGUCUGAUAUUAAUUCUAUUCCAUCACCUAUUUUAUGUAAACUGUCAAAUACCACUUGCAAAACAUUUACACCAUGUCGCACUAUAGGGCUCAAGAGGAAGUCAAGUAGUACACCAUCUUAUAAAAAUGAAUUGAAGAAAACAAAGUUAUUAAAUGAAACAAGGAAAUGUAUACAAUUUGAUGAAGAUGUGAAGUCAAUUAAAACUAAAACAAAAGAUAAAUCAAAUUCAAUAACUAGUUAUAAAAGAGAUAUGAAACAUAUAAGUGUAUUAGAAAAACAACGUAAAAUUGAAAACUUGAAGUCUGAAAUCAAAAAUAGUGAACAGCACAAUUUAGAUGAAAUACACAAACUAUCAAAAAAAUGGUUAAUGGUUUGUCAAGAAGCUAUUAUGUCAUUGUUUAACCAAUUAAAUGGGAAUCCUAAUCAUAUAACUAUAAAAGAUUUAAUAACGAGUUUAAACAUUGAUCCAGAUUUAAUACAUUUUGAUUCUGAUAAUCAAGAAUUUUACCAAUAAAAAGUUAUGAUCAAACAAAUUAAUCCAAAAA
Messenger RNA from Sipha flava (yellow sugarcane aphid), 1012 nucleotides. RefSeq lists its product as uncharacterized. NCBI's taxonomy places the organism in Eukaryota, Metazoa, Arthropoda, Insecta, Hemiptera, Aphididae. The transcript has 3 exons. The record is from RefSeq and is a predicted model, not a curated record. The coding region runs from base 466 to 981 and encodes 171 amino acids.